Molecule: messenger RNA, 2460 nt
Organism: Folsomia candida
Lineage: Eukaryota; Metazoa; Arthropoda; Collembola; Entomobryomorpha; Isotomidae
Product: long-chain fatty acid transport protein 4
Exons: 16
Coding region: 244-2265 (673 amino acids)
Biological process (GO): triglyceride homeostasis
Cellular component (GO): endoplasmic reticulum
Molecular function (GO): long-chain fatty acid-CoA ligase activity; long-chain fatty acid transmembrane transporter activity
Source: RefSeq, a predicted model, not a curated record
AUAUCACUCAUCACAGCGUCCGUCUUGGUUCAACUAACAUUUGGAGCCCAUUACAGAUACAGAACACACAUUGCAUACAAUACACAACGCCUUGAUGGACAGUGGAGUCCAUUACCGGAAUCAGAAACAUACGCAGCGGAAGUAUUGCAUGCCUGAGGAUUCGUAGGAGUUUAUUCAUUAUUUAUAAUCGCCAUUAAUCGUUGGCAAUCCUUCUCCAAGUCGAGUCGUUUGGGGCGAUAAAAGAUGGCCGAGUCCUAUCUAAGAUUCUUUUUGAAAAAGUCACUGAAAAAUGGGUUGUCCGUCCUCUUUCAAAAAAAUUUUGCGAUUAUUUUUCUGUUCGGAAUUUUAUUGCAAUACUAUAUUUCCCCAUCAACCCAACCGAAAAUGAGUGUCUCAUUCUGGAUAAAUGGAAUCAAGACAGUGAUGGGAAUUGGAGUUGUGGCUUUGCUAGUCAAAAAUUACAGAUUCAUAUAUUGUGUCGUGGUCAUGCUUCCUCGAGAUAUUCGAGGAGCGUGGCGAUUUAGUCGAGUGUUGAAGCGGAUUCGAUGGGCUGACAAGAGAAAUCUGACCGUUACCAAAAUAUUUGAUUUAUACGCUGACCGAAAUCCAAAUAAAAUUUGCUUUUACUAUGAAGACGAACAGUGGACUUUUAAACAAGUUCAAGACAUGAGCAACCAAGUCGGAAAUUAUUUUGCCGACAAGGGAUUUGCGAAGGGAGAUGUUGUCGCCCUUUUCAUGGAAAAUAGACCCGAAUACGUCAUUGUCUGGAUGGGAUUGAAUAAAAUUGGAGUUUGUGCUGCUUUAGUGAACUACAACUUGAGACUGCAAACCCUUCUGCACAGCUUUGAGGUUGUGAAAGCCAAAGCUGUAAUAUAUGGAAACGAAUUGUCUGAAGCAAUGCAAGAACUGAUGGAAGUGGAGAACCUCUUAUCUACAAUUCCCUUGUACUGCUCAGGACAUAAGAAUGGCCCGAUUUUAAAAGGUGUACUCGAUUUUGAUAGCGAAAUCUCUAACGCGUCCAGGUCAACUCCUAAGAGACUGAGAGAUAUGACAAUUAACGACAGUCUUUUCUACGUUUACACAUCUGGAACAACGGGGAUGCCGAAGGGGGCCGUUGUAAAGCAGUACCGGUUCAUGAUGGCUGCGAACGGAAUACAUUACAUGAAUUGCGUGAGAGAAAGCGACAUUUUGUACGAUUCUCUCCCAUUAUAUCACAUGACGGGUGGAAUGGUGGGGAUUGGCCAGGCCUUACUUUUUGGCACCUCCGUUGUAAUUCGGAGGAAAUUUUCAGCCUCUCAAUUUUGGAAGGAUUGCAUCAAGUACAACGUAACGGUUGCCCAGUAUUUGGGAGAAACUUGCAGGUAUCUUCUCGCACAACCCCCAUCCCCAGAGGAAAAGUUGCACAAGGUUCGCCUUCUCAGUGGAAACGGGUUGCGUGAGGAGCUGUGGCAAGAGGUCAUAGAUCGGUUCGAUAUUCACCAGAUUGGUGAAGUGUACGGGUCAACGGAAGGAAAUUGCAAUACAUCCAGUAUUGACAGUAAGGUUGGCGCAGUGGGGUUCAUCCCUCGAAUAUUUUAUCCCCUGCUGCCCAUGACACUUGCCAAAGUGGAUGAGAAAACGGGGGAACCAAUUCGUGACCCUGAAAGCGGCCUUGUAGUAAAAUGUCAACCCAAUGAACCAGGCGAACUCGUAGGAAAAAUUAUAAAAAAUCAUCCAAUUCGUGAUUUUCAAGGAUAUACUGAUGACACAUCGACAAGUAAGAAGAUUUUGAGAAAUGUCUUCCGACCCGGAGACUAUGCAUUCAGGACAGGUGAUAUCCUUGUCAUGGACGAGUUUGGCUAUUUCUACUUCAAGGACAGGACAGGAGACACGUUUAGGUGGAAAGGUGAGAACGUGUCCACAACGGAGGUGGAGGGUAUCAUCAGCACAUUAUUGGGAUACAAGGACAAUGUCGUUUACGGUGUCAAAAUUCCGAAUACCGAAGGCAGAGCAGGAAUGGCUGCCGUGGUUGGAUCCUUAAACUUGGACAAAUUUGCCAGCGGAAUAAUUAAGUCAUUACCAGCUUAUGCACGACCCUUAUUUCUGCGAGUAAUGGACACUAUGGAUAUCACAGGAACGUACAAGUUUAAGAAAAUCCGGUUGCAAGACGAGGGAUUUGACAUCACCAAAAUUAAGGAUUCUCUCUACUUUCUCUCAGGGGGAAAGUUUGUCCCAUUGGAUCGGGAUCUUUUCGACAAAAUAAACUCUGGGAGGAUCAGACUAUGAUAACAACUUUAGCUUAUCUGUCAUAUCUUUGUGUAUCAUUCUGAAUAUGUAACCAUUUAUAUGAAUUCAAAUUUUGUUGCUUUCACUUUCUUCGCCUUUUUUGCUAAAAAGUAAUUAAUGUCACCACUGUAAUAUAGCUUCAAGAAUUCAAGAUGUUAGUCAUUUGAUAUUAUUUAAUGAAAUAAAAUAAAAUAA